Messenger RNA from Racocetra fulgida, 549 nucleotides. Lineage: Eukaryota; Fungi; Glomeromycota; Glomeromycetes; Diversisporales; Gigasporaceae. The record is from the annotation of a GenBank genome assembly.
AUGGUAAACAUCAAAACUACUCUGGACGAGUUAAAAAAUAUCAUCAACGACCUAAAAUCUCAUGCUGAGAAUGCUAGUGCUUGGAAUACUACUGACAAAUCUAAUUUAGAAAAACGGAUCAACCAUUUAUUAGACAAAAGUAAUCCAAGACACACCAAUUUAAGCCAAGAUUUAGACACCGAUUUAAAAGAUAUCGAACAAAUUGAUAAAUCAAUAGGAGCCGAAAAGAUAAAAACCGACCAAGAAAUCAAAAAACUCCAAGACGAAAAAACCCAACUCCAAACCGAUAUCACGGCCAAGGAUGCUCUUAUAAAACAAAAGAAUGAGGAAAUCGGUGAUAAACUAACCUCCGACUUCAUUACCAAAUUAGAAAACCUAACCAAAGACGGAAUAAAACUUGAUGACACUAAAAUUAACGAGAUUAAGACCAUUAUUGAGGAGAUUAAAAAUAAAGGCCUCACAGCCAAUUUAACCGAUACCAACACUAAAUUAGAGGAAAUGAAAGGGAAAAUAGAUAAGAUACAACCCGACAACAAAACUAUUUACUGA